AUGCCUCCCCGUGGAUUCACAAAUCCAGCCCCCAAAACUGAGAGUGCUCGCGAGGCUGUCAAGUCCUUCUACUGCGAAUUAUGCAGCAAAGGAUACGCUCGAAUGAAUGAGUAUGAAGCUCAUCUCUCUUCAUACGACCACUCUCACAAACAGCGUCUUAAGGAUAUGCGACAAUUAACACGCGACCCAAUGGCCUCUUCCAAAGCUCGAAAAGCAGAAGCUAAAGCAAACUCACAAUCUGGAUUGAUAUCGAUUAAGUUGAGUGGAGAGGCAAACUCGGGUGCUGGAGCUACUGGUGCAGGUUUCAAGAAAGGGGGUUUUAAGAAAUCCGGAUUUAAAAGUGCUUUUGCGCCCGUGGAUGGCGAUGGAGCCGAUACACCUGUAAAGGAUGAGAUCGAAGAGAAGAUCGAAUUUGGCAGAAACGUGGGAGUUCAGGGAGAGGAUUUGGAGAGCGAUACCGAUGAUGAACAAUACGGAUACGAUAUGUACGACCCGAGGCGUCCCACAGAUUGA
Messenger RNA from Sclerotinia sclerotiorum 1980 UF-70, 513 nucleotides. RefSeq lists its product as hypothetical. The transcript is spliced from 3 exons. The record is from RefSeq and is a predicted model, not a curated record. Lineage: Eukaryota; Fungi; Ascomycota; Leotiomycetes; Helotiales; Sclerotiniaceae. The coding region runs from base 1 to 513 and encodes 170 amino acids. Gene Ontology annotation, molecular function: nucleic acid binding; zinc ion binding.